AUGUCGCCCGAAGUUUCGUUUUCCAAGAAUGCCGAGGCAUCCGUCAAUGCCAAAGGCGACUCCUUGACUGAAGUAUCGGUACAUGGGCCGAAACCAAAUAUCGUUGACCCGUCCAGCAGGCGCAGCAUCCUCAAAUGGUAUCAUCCUGAAGAUGGGCCGGAGGAGAGGAGGCUCAUCCUCAAGCUCGACUUGUCUAUUUUGACUUUUGCCUGCAUUGGGUUCUGGUGCCUGUAUAUUGAUCGGGGGAUGUUCACAAACGCAUACAUCAGUGGAGCGAAGGAGGACCUGAAGUUCUUCGGCAACCAAUUCGUGCAAAUGAAUUCGAUUUUUCUGGUGGGAUAUGCGAUCUCAAUCAUCCCAUUGACAAUACUCAACACCCGCCUCCCGCCACAGCAUGUCAUCCCCAUCUGUAUGCUACUCUGGGGCGCGUUUACCUGUUUAUGCGGGCGGGCAGAGUCCUUUGGUGAGCUUGCAGCAUACCGAUUUUUCGUCGGAUUAGCAGAAGGUGAAUUCAGCACCAUGCACUGGCAACUGCAUAGCCAAGGACAGUACCGCCCGGACGAGAUUGCUCGAAGAGCAGGCCUCUUCUACCUCGCAGCCGCCAUUGGUACCUUCUCCACAGGGUUUCUGGCUGCAAGGAUAUUUGCAAACCUCGAUGGUGCCCUCGGUCGGGCAGGCUGGCGUUGGAUGUUCCUGAUUGCUGGAAUUGUGACCUUGCCAGUGGCCAUCUUCGGAUACAUAACCUUUCCAGGAACUCCAGACAACCCCAAGAAGUGGCUCUUCACGGAUACAGAGCUCGCGCUUAGCAAGGCGAGAAUGAUUGCAGUUGGAAGGCGGUCCAGGCAAUCGUUGUCGCUCAAUCGUGCCUCGCUGAAACACUUCCUUGGCCGUUGGCAUUUUUGGGUCCUCGUUACUUGGAGUGUCAUUUUCCAGCAAGGGUACCUAACUUGGAGUCAAGGCGCAUACACUCUUUGGAUCAAGAGUCAAAAACGAUACACCACAGUCGAGGUGAACAACUUGACUACAGUUGCUCCGUGCACGGCCAUUCUCUUCGUAGUCACGUUCGCGUGGCUUAGCGAUCGCUACGGCCACAGAGCGACGCUUCCGAUCUUCGGGUUUGCACACCUUAUUGAGUUUCUUGGUCAACUGGCCUUUGUAGCCUAUGAUCAUACAUCUGUUGGAUACAAAUGGUUUGGCGUGGCUGUAUCGCAGGUCACAAACGCAACAGUGCCCAUCAUGUAUUCCUGGGCAAACUUGAUUUGCGCGAGUGAUGCCGAAGAACGUGCCUUUGUCCUGAGCUCUAUGCUUGCAUUUGCGAUGGCCUUCAACAGUUGGGUCCCAAUUGUGCUGUUGCCCACCGUUGAGGCGCCGCGCUUCUUCAAAGGCUAUGUUGAGGGACUCAUUGCGCAGCCAGUGGCGUUUGCAUUGGCUGUCCUGGUGUAUUAUCUUGACAGGGAGCGCCGCCGAGCACGGCCGGGCCGGGCAGACAACGCGUGA
Exophiala spinifera is the source of this 1497-nucleotide messenger RNA. RefSeq lists its product as uncharacterized. Gene Ontology annotation, cellular component: membrane. The coding region runs from base 1 to 1497 and encodes 498 amino acids. The transcript is spliced from 4 exons. Gene Ontology annotation, biological process: transmembrane transport. The record is from RefSeq and is a predicted model, not a curated record. Gene Ontology annotation, molecular function: transmembrane transporter activity. NCBI's taxonomy places the organism in Eukaryota, Fungi, Ascomycota, Eurotiomycetes, Chaetothyriales, Herpotrichiellaceae.